UAUAGAGCUUCCACGGGCAGCUGUCAGGAUCUUAAGCAACAUGACAUUCCUUUUUGUGAGUUUGUCAUACACAGCUGAGAGUGCCAUUGUUACAGCUUUUAUUACCUUCAUUCCCAAGUUCAUCGAGUCACAGUUUGGCAUCCCAGCAUCCAAUGCCAGCAUCUACACUGGUGUAAUAAUUGUUCCAAGUGCUGGUGUUGGUAUUGUCCUAGGUGGCUACAUUAUCAAAAAACUGAAACUUGGUGCAAGAGAGUCUGCAAAGCUUGCCAUGAUCUGCAGUGGUGUGUCUUUGCUGUGUUUUUCAACUCUCUUCAUUGUUGGAUGUGAAAGCAUUAAUCUAGGGGGAAUAAAUAUACCUUAUACGACUGGUCCCACUCUUGCCAUGGCCCACAGGAAUCUCACUGGGAGCUGUAAUGUGAACUGUGGAUGUAAAAUUCAUGAGUAUGAGCCUGUCUGUGGAUCAGAUGGAAUAACAUAUUUUAAUCCUUGCCUGGCUGGCUGCAUCAAUGGUGGAAACCAUAGUACAGGGGUAAGAAAUUACACAGAGUGUGCUUGUGUCCAAAGCCGCCAGGUUAUCACCCCGCCGACAGUGGGCCAGCGCAGCCAGCUCCGGCUGGUCAUCGUCAAAACCUACCUGAAUGAGAACGGCUAUGCUGUUUCUGGGAAGUGCGAUCGAACCUGCAACACACUUAUCCCGUUCCUGAUAUUUCUCUUCAUAGUGACCCUUAUAACAGCGUGCGCCCAGCCAUCAGCAAUCAUAGUGACACUCAGGUCUGUGGAAGAUGGGGAACGGCCCUUUGCACUAGGAAUGCAGUUUGUUUUAUUACGAACUCUUGCUUACAUUCCCACUCCAAUUUAUUUUGGGGCUGUUAUUGAUACCACAUGCAUGCUUUGGCAACAGGAUUGUGGCGUACAAGGAUCUUGUUGGGAAUACGAUGUCACCUCAUUUCGUUUUGUCUACUUUGGGUUGGCUGCUGCUCUCAAGUUUGUAGGAUUCUUUUUUAUUUUUCUGGCCUGGUACUCCAUUAAGUGUAAAGAAGAACAACUACAGAGACAAAGAUGGAGGGCUUCGCCGGUGAACACUGUGAGUGAGAUGGUUGGCCAAACUGGACUCCAACAAAACUAUGCACGGACUAGAUCCUGCCCUACCUUCAGUUCUCGAGGAGACAUUGGUAUGGCACAAGGAAUGAACUGCAUAGCACAGACAUACCCUGGCCCCUUUUCAGAAGCAAUAAAUUCCUCAAAUGAAAAUGCAUUGGAAGAAGUCACUGCUGAGAUAUAGACCCCUGGCUUGGUAAUGUAAUGUUUAGUUUUGUUGGUUGACUUAAUUAUGGCGCCUUGUAAAACACCUGUGCCUUCUAUUUUUAAUCUAAAUGUAACACAUGGUAAAACCAACAAAGCUUAAUGCAUACAACCAUAGUAUGUUCCUGAGGGCUGGAUACCUCAAACUUAAUUCUCCCUUCCUGACAAUGGAGUUUUAAAAAUUGUGUUUGUAAUUAUUUCAGUUGUGUCCAUUAAAUGUCCAUGCUCUAUUUAAUAUCAAUGUAAGGGUGAGGAACAACAGAAGUCAGUGGAAAAGUGACAAAAACUCAUAUCGUUAAUGUCUGGAUGUCACAAAAAUGCUUAAAUGUAUCAUCUUUCACAUCUGCAAGUAAUAUUUUUAAGAGAUGAGUAAUUACUGUGAGUUCUGCUACAAAGCACAACUAAACUUGUUUAAACUAUGCAACUUACUCAGAUAAUUGUAUGUGCAGCAAAUUAUGUUUAAAGUUUGCUUUUAAAGACAUUACUGCAAGUCAAUUUGAAAGGGGCUAUUUUCAGAUAUACAUGUUAAAAUAAAAAAGAACAUAACAUUUAAAGUACUGUUAAUAACAUGUUAAGCCAUAGAAAAGUUAUGCAUCAGGUAAGGUUUUGCAAAUGUUGAGACAUAAUAUCUUUGUUCUGUCAAAAUGUGCAUUAAUUUUCAUUUGAUAGGAAUCAGUCAUUCUUCACGAAGUACACAGACUAGGAGGGUAUAAUGCUUGGAGUAAAAAAAAAAAAGCACUUAAGUAUUAAUCUGUGAUAACAUUAAGGUGUAGGAAUCAUGUACACAUUAUCAUGUCAGAUGUAAUUCUGCAAUGAUACAGGUCACCUGAGUGGCCCUUAGUAACACCAGAUCCUUUUCUUUUUCCUGAAAAAGAAAAUAACCAGCUAUGUCUUAUAGGAAAUUCUUGGCUGUGCUUCAGAAGUGCAUGCCAGAUGAGUUCAGCUUUGAUGAGGGAACCUCUGGGGAGAGCUAAUGGCCUCGUUUUGUUUCUUACUGGCUGUUUGGAGUCAGGGUGGCACAUCUCUCCACAAGACCUAGCAGAACAACCUUCAAGUGGACUGUGAGCAUGUGGGCUGCCCCCAUGCCCAGCAUGAGGCCUUCUUCCCAACUGCUGGCACCUCUGCGGUGCUUCUCCCUGGUGCUCCUGCCCUGGUUCUGCCUCUUCUGUUGCCUGCCUUGGAGCAGGCUUCUGGAACCACCCUGGAAGCUGUAGGUGUAUGGUUUGUCCCACACGUGACCAGCCUUCCUCAGCUUUGUUUAAAGCUUUCUAUGAGGAGAAGGGGUGAGUUGGCUCUCCUCCACCCAUUCAGGAAAGAGCUAAGAAUAUAAAUUAUCUGUGAGCAGGGAUCCAUGGUGGUGUGGCCUUUACUUAUUCCAAACUACUAUGGUGUGUUUUCUCCCCUGCUCUUAGCAUUUCAUAUAUUGCUCUGGAGACUUUCUAGUGCCCUUCUUACGAUGUACUAAUGAUGUCUCAAAGGGCAGGGAAUGAUUUCAGUGGACACAAGGAAAUCAAAGCUGUAUUUUGCCCUGCAGGGAAAGCCUUACUAGUUUAGGAAAUUAGAAGCAUUAGAAGAACUCAAUGAUGGGUAGACUUGGAUUUUGCUAUGUGCGUAGCCUGCAUGAAAUCAAAUAAGAGAAAGCAGAACUUUGGGAAUGUAAGAAGGAUUUUCUUUCUAGUUUAAUUUUUAAUUUACAGUUUGUAAGAUGUUUAAACAUAUAUGGAACCAAGUCCUCUUCCCCUUGAAAUAAAAGGGAAUACUCUCUUUGGCAUCA
This is a messenger RNA of Meleagris gallopavo (turkey), 3076 nucleotides long. Lineage: Eukaryota; Metazoa; Chordata; Aves; Galliformes; Phasianidae. The record is from RefSeq and is a predicted model, not a curated record.